AUGAGAAACAAAAUUACAAAUGCCAUUUCAGACUUCUUCUUUGAGUAUGAGACCCCACGUCAGGUGCUGGUGAGGAACAGGAGAGUGGGAGUGGUGUGCCGGUUGAUUCAGCUUGGAGUUCUGGCAUAUAUCAUUGGGUGGGUGUUCAUCUAUGAAAAAGGCUACCAGUCCACCGACACCGCAGUUAGCUCAGUCUUCACCAAGAUGAAAGGAGUGGGCUACACCAAUGUGGAGGGAGUGGAGAAGGUCUGGGAUGUGGCCGACUAUGUGUUCCCACCGCAGGGCGACGCUUCGUUCGUGGUGAUGACCAAUUACAUCAUAACAGAAGGCCAGUCGUUGGGAAAGUGUCCAGAGCUCCCUGGUAAGCACAACUGUACUUCAAACACCGACUGUGAAGGAGGGAGUUUCAAACGUACGGGACACGGAAGCAUGACUGGGAUCUGUGAUAACACCACAAAGACAUGUGAGGUGCUGGCCUGGUGCCCCGUGGAGGACGACCACCACAUCCCAGAACCUCCAUUGUUGAUGUCUGCAGAAAACUACACACUUUUUAUUAAAAACUCUGUAACUUUUCCUAUAUUUGGCGUCACAAGGAGUAACCUGGUAGAAGGUAUUGAUGCUCAUUAUAUCAGUAAAUGCCUUUAUCACCCAGAAAAGUCUCCUCUCUGCCCAAUAUUCAAAAUGGGAGAUAUCAUAUCACUCUCUGGAUUCAACUUUGAAACAAUAGCAAAAGUGGGAGGAGCCAUAGGGAUUGUGGUGGACUGGACAUGUAACUUUGAUCUGGAUGUGCGCCACUGUAAACCCAAGUAUAACUUCCACGGCCUGUACGGGAACCCCGAUGAGAAGGACAAGGCUCGAGCAUCAGUCGGCUACAACUUCAGGUUUGCAAGGCAUUAUUUCGAAGACAAGGUUCAGAAGAGGACACUUCUAAAAGUGUUUGGAAUUCGUCUUGAUAUAAUUGUUCAAUCACUGGCCAGGAAGUUUGAUGUCAUUCCUACCCUAACCGCUAUAGGCUCAGGUGUGGGAAUUUUUGGAGUGGCCACUGUGGUGUGUGACUUAGUACUACUGUAUCUGUUACCAAAAAGACAGUUUUACAAGAAUAUGAAAUUCAAAUACACAGAUACACACGGACAGCCUGACAACGACUCGUUCGAUUUAGAACCAAACAACUAUUACGGCCUUGAAGCCAAAGCAGAGCACGUCCAAGACACUGGGCGGUACAACGAGCCAGACUCGGAGGCGGGAUCUACUGAGACUGAAACACACAAAUGA
This is a messenger RNA of Knipowitschia caucasica, 1272 nucleotides long. NCBI's taxonomy places the organism in Eukaryota, Metazoa, Chordata, Actinopteri, Gobiiformes, Gobiidae. The record is from the annotation of a GenBank genome assembly.